Molecule: messenger RNA, 663 nt
Organism: Nicotiana attenuata
Lineage: Eukaryota; Viridiplantae; Streptophyta; Magnoliopsida; Solanales; Solanaceae
Product: RNA-directed DNA polymerase homolog
Exons: 4
Coding region: 1-663 (220 amino acids)
Source: RefSeq, a predicted model, not a curated record
AUGUGUAUUGAUUAUAGGCAGUUGAACAAGGUAACGGUAAAGAACAAGUAUCCUCUACCCCGUAUUGAUGACUUGUUUGAUCAGCUCCAGGGAGCGAGGGUGUUCUCGAAGAUUGAUCUUCGUUCAGGCUAUCACCAGCUGAAUAUUAGAGAUUCUGAUAUCAUGAAGACAGCCUUCAGGACGAGAUAUGGGCAUUAUGAGUUUCUAGUUAUGUCUUUUGGGCUGACUAAUGCCCCAGCCGCGUUCAUGUAUUUGAUGAACAGCGUGUUCCGGCCAUAUCUGGAUUCCUUUGUGAUUGUGUUUAUUGAUGACAUCCUGGUGUACUCGCGUAGCCAGGAAGAGCAUGCUCAGCAUUUGAGAGUAGUAUUGCAGAGGUUGAGGGAGGAAAAGCUUUAUGCAAAGUUCUCCAAAUGUGAGUUUUGGCUUGGGGUAUUAUCGUCGGUUUGUCCAGGGAUUUCCAUCUAUUGCUUCGUCCUUGACCAGGUUGAUGCAGAAGGAUGCGGUAGGGAGAUCGCAAAAGCGGCCCUUGAGGGCCUGGGCAGUUACCGCAAAAGCGGAAGUUUCUCCGCAAGAGCGGACACCGCAGAUGCGAUCCAGGUACCUCAGGAGCUAGUUGAGCUUAUUGCUGUUCUUCAGAGUUCUCAUUCGGAGUUGUCGAGGUAG